This is a messenger RNA of Hyposmocoma kahamanoa, 1586 nucleotides long. It is a transcript of the gene JMJD4, whose product is annotated as jmjC domain-containing protein 4. Lineage: Eukaryota; Metazoa; Arthropoda; Insecta; Lepidoptera; Cosmopterigidae. Gene Ontology annotation, cellular component: nucleus; cytoplasm. Gene Ontology annotation, molecular function: histone H4R3 demethylase activity; sequence-specific DNA binding. Gene Ontology annotation, biological process: negative regulation of gene expression; positive regulation of translational termination; protein hydroxylation. Bases 287 to 1456 code for a protein of 389 amino acids. The transcript is spliced from 2 exons. The record is from RefSeq and is a predicted model, not a curated record.
CUCCUUAGUCCAUAAACAGGUCUUCCUCGUAGUUACCUAUUCAAUUACAAAGUAUUUUCGAGUCAUUCAGUCACUAUAUCUUUCUAAUUUGUGAUUAAGUCAGAAUAUUACAAAGUAAAAGUACACUGUGCAAGUGUGCAAUCAUUCCGAACACAAAAUAAUAUAAUUCAUAUAAGUAGUGAGACCUGUAUUUAAUGGUCAUUCGUGUCUUUCUUUCGAUUUUCUUGGGUGCUGUUAAAGUUGAAAGGAUGAUAGGUUUAUUAAUUUUAAUUAAACUCAUUUCGAAAUGAAGAAAUCCGAAGCACUCAAUAUUGUACAAAAUGUUGACUUAUGCUACAGCAACUGUAAAUUGAUCACUGUAGACAAUUGCGAUAUAACCUACAAUGAUUUUUUUAAGAAUUUUAUGAUCAGAAAUUUACCGUGUCUCAUUAAAAAUGUGAGUUUAUCGUGGGAAAGUACCCGUAAGUGGAUAAAAGAUAAUAAAAUUAACUAUGAUUACUUCCUGGAAGUGUAUGGUGAUUUAGAUGCUCCAGUAGCCGAUUGUGAUAGCAUACAUUUCAACGCUCAUAAUAAGAUUAAUAUGAAAGUAAAAGAUUACUUUCAUUAUUUAAAAAAUGACGAAAGGGAUAAACUUUUAUAUUUGAAAGAUUGGCAUUUGAAAAGACUUCGUCCGAACGAUACUUUUUAUGCAGUUCCUGAGAUUUUUUCAUCUGAUUGGUUAAAUGAAUUUGCUAAUGAUCACGGGGACGAUGAUUUCAUGUUUGUUUAUAUUGGUCCUCAAAACUCAUGGACUCCAUUCCAUGCAGAUGUUUAUUCUUCGUUUAGUUGGUCUGUUAAUGUGAUAGGCAAAAAAAAGUGGCUUUUAUUUCCUCCCGGCGAAGAAAAUAAGAUCAAAGAUAAAUUGGGUAAUCCCCCUUUGUUCUAUAAUGAUUGCAAAGAUAAAAACCUUGAUAUAAAGUAUUUUGAGAUCAUACAAGAAACCGGUGAUGCUUUGUUUGUUCCAUCAGGAUGGCAUCAUCAGGUAGUAAACAUUAUGGACACAAUAUCAGUUAAUCACAAUUGGGUUAAUGGGUGCAAUAUAGAACAAAUGUGGACGUCCUUACAAAAUAAUUUAACCUCUGUAGAAAAUGAAAUAGAAGAACUUAGAGAUACUGAAGAAUUCUCUGAUCAGUGUCAAUUAAUAUUAAAAUCUGUUUUCGGUAUGGAUUUUAAUAUGUUCAUAAGUUUUGUUACUUAUAUAGGCAAAAAACGUUUAUCACAAGCUAAAGGGGAAAAUGUUGAUUCGAAUUGUGAGUUAGAAAUGACUCAUAUUAUAUUUGAUUUAAAGAUGGUAUUAAAAAUAAUGUGUUUAAUUCAAGACCAUCCCUUAGUUUUAAACAACAAUUUACCACCGUAUAUAAUAACAUAUUUUAUGGAUACAAAAACCCUUAUAUCUGACUUUAUCAAACUUGAUUAAAAAUUUCUCAAGUUUCAUGCAAUUUAAUUUACAAUAUAUCCUUUACGCCCCUGAUAAUGACUUAUGUACUUUAGCACCCCUGAUAACAAUAGAUGAAGAUAACACAUGAUUUAAAUUUUCAUAAAUUGGA